Molecule: messenger RNA, 910 nt
Organism: Aspergillus vadensis CBS 113365
Lineage: Eukaryota; Fungi; Ascomycota; Eurotiomycetes; Eurotiales; Aspergillaceae
Exons: 1
Coding region: 340-798 (152 amino acids)
Source: RefSeq, a predicted model, not a curated record
UAUCUCUCCUUCGGUCUGUGAGCCUUCCAUGAUUCGCAGAUUGACCGUCAGGCCGCAGAAGAAACUCCCAGGAAGCAGGAUACGGUCUGCUGUCUAAUGAACAUUAAGAGUUAUCUAUUACGCAGAAGACGACCCUGGCCAGCCACUGGACUCCGCUUCUCAUGACGGCUCCCGGGACUAGACUAUAUGAUACCUCAUUAAGGGCUCCUCUCUGACUCCAUCUGGCUGGGACUGGUCCACGCCCAUAGCCACUAGCUUGCCGAUGUACCGCACCUAUCUCAUGCACGGGUCCGAGCUAUCUAAUUCGAAUCGCCCGGUUGCUGGCCAGUGCUGCGGGUGAUGAUAGUUCCGGACUUCCGGGACGUCGGUCUAGUUCCGACCCACCAUACGAUUUCUGUCUCGGCCGAUCUUGUUCAGGGCCCGGUGGACAGGCUCUAUGGCGACAUGUUAACGAUCUACUAUUUACCAUCUUUGGAAGAUUUGACCCGCCCAGUCACCCCCCUACGUCCGUUUACGUACAGAAGAGUGAUCGUCUAUCAUAGCAUGGUACAGAUUAUAUACAGAUAUAGUAUAUACAGAAAUAAUGGUCAUGACGUAUACAUGGCUCAGAGUGACAAGACUCCGGUCCGGGCAGCCGUGUGGGCAACUCAGCCAUCACUGCAGCCACAUUUCCCAAAUUCCGGGCAUUUGGCUGUACAAUGCGCGGGAAACCUGCUUGGUGGCGAGCCCUUUAACAGGGUGAAAGUCUUUCUCGGAAGACUGAAACCCGAUUGCAGUAUCGGUGUAGCCCUGGUGUGAGAUAUAUCACGGCUUGAGAUCGUAUAUACAUGCAGCAGAGAUUUGCAGCACAGAGACAAUUCGAAUGUUAGGAAGGCCGCUCUAUUUCCGACGAGGUGACAUGCUGACUUCG